AUGGCCCAAAAUAUUAAUCCACAUUACGCGUCUUCAUCAAAUCCCGCCAAACAGAAUGAGGACACGAUAAAAUUGAAAGACAAUCAUGCAGUGAGCAAACGAUUGCAGAAGGAGCUCAUGGAGUUAAUGCGAUGUGCAGACAAAGGGAUCUCGGCGUUUCCAGAGAGUGAAAACUUAUUUAAAUGGAUAGGCACUAUAAAUGGACCACAAGACACUGUUUAUGCUGGCCACAAGUACAAGCUCUCAUUGGAAUUCCCCAAUUCAUAUCCAUAUGCACCACCUGUAGUCAAAUUCCUCACACCUUGUUUUCAUCCCAAUGUAGAUACUUGUGGAUUAAUAUGCCUAGAUAUUUUAAAAGAUAAGUGGACUGCCCUGUAUGAUGUUCGUACAGUGCUGCUCUCAAUCCAAAGCCUCCUGGCAGAACCAAAUACACAGAGUCCGUUAAAUCAGCAAGCAUCAUAUCUGUGGCAGAACCAGGUCGCCUAUAAAAAGUACCUAGAUGAAUUUUACAAUAAGCACAAAGAUUCA
This is a messenger RNA of Iphiclides podalirius (scarce swallowtail), 528 nucleotides long. NCBI's taxonomy places the organism in Eukaryota, Metazoa, Arthropoda, Insecta, Lepidoptera, Papilionidae. The record is from the annotation of a GenBank genome assembly.